GUUCUCGGAAAUGUUACUCAUAUACAGCCAAUCAGGACAGACUUUGCUGCUGCGGCGUUAUUUGACUUCACAGAGCUCCUGGUGUGGAUGCGUGAGGAAAGUUAGCUGAACGGUUUCCUGCAACUAGUAUGCUGCCCUGCGAUUAAUGAUGAAAUAAAAUGACAUAACGUUUUGACAAAGAGGAUCUUUAAAGUAAGUCUUGUCAGCAGAAACAGGACCUCUGCAUUCGUCAGCUCGUCUGUGGAAAAGUCCUUCCAAUGUCUUUACUAGAGGAUGUUCUGGAUGUGCUCCGCGCCGUCCUCGAGUAUUUUGGUGUGCCUCCAGACAUGCUGGUUCCAGUGUGGGACAGUCAGCUCUGCGGUCAGUACCGCAGCAUUGUGCGGAUGAUUGGGACCAACCUCCCACUGACUCCUGCACCACGGGUCCACUUUCAGAUCCCCCUGCACACUUACAGGCCUCAUGGCCAUGUUGACAUUGCUGUGGAUGCACCCAUGAUCCCUUCGCUUGCUGAUGUACUGUGGGUGGCAGAGGAUGAGGGGGAGAGCUUUGCUAAGAUCAGGAACCAGUUGCCUCCAAAGGGGCAGAGCACCGUGAAUACAGAGGUGGUGAGAGGUCAAGGACUUGUCCUGAAUCAGCCCCAGAGAGGAGGCAUGUCUCUCAAGCAGAGGACACAUCCUGAUGCCCUGAGGAAGAUCACAGCCCUGGAGGAGGAGCUGCUCAAACUGAGAGCUCAGAUAGCAAUGAUUGUUACUGCCGCACCAGUAUUAGGUUCCCAGAACGUCCCUGGCACUCCUCUGAUGUCUCCUGCCCCUCCUCCAACUCUCACCUCCACCCCUCGUUGUGCUCCUCCUCCUCCUCCACCACCACCACCGCCUCCCCCCUGCCCCACCUCCUCCACUGACACUCCCUCUGUGUUGGACGUGAUCCGCCAGCGCAGGAAGGCUGGGACUCGUCAUGCCCAGGGGAAAGGUGAGGAGCCGAGCCUGAGCAGGGCUUUGGAAGUGAAGGGCAUCCCCUCCAUGCUGGAUGUGCUCAAGGACUUGAAUCAAGUGAAAUUGCGCUCGGUGAAGAGGUCGCCAGGUGGGACACCAGUGAGGAGGAGGCGCAGUAAGGGCGGUGCUGCUUUGCUUGGUGACCCUGCUGCUAUUAUAGCUGAAGCACUAAAGAAGAAGUUUUCCUACCAUCACCACAAUAAUUCCUCUGACAAAGAGAAUUCAGUAGAGCUAUCACCGUUUGGCAGUCCAGAAAAACCAUGGGUUCCUCAGCACAGCAGACUCAGCCAGGGACGCCUCCACCUGUGACCUCAUUCAAACGGUGACCUCGAGGCAUGAUAAGACCCCCGUCCAGUCAGCCAGUCAUGACUCCCACUGAUCACUCACUGAACGAUUUAUACCGCAACUACUGACUUGCCUGUAAUUUUUUAUUUUUUGUGAAAUGUGUAAGAGUAAUGCUUACAGAAAAGAGUGUUUUCAUGACAUGAAUUUGUUGUGUUUGACUUGGAAAGUUUGAAUGUAUUUUGUUGUUGAGUCAUACCUGUAAAUAUUUUUGGAAGCCUACAGAAGUUUAGUGUUUCUUGUGUUAUCAACAAUGAAAUAUAAAUGUGCAGAGCUCCUUUAAAGGAAAUAUUAAAUUAUGUACACAGUUUUUUUUUUUUUUGUUUGUUUGUUUUUUGUUUUUUUUAAAUGAAAGUAUUUUUACAGUGAGUAUUUUUACUCCUGUAGCUCUGUUCUAUGCAACUGCUAUUUGAUGUUUGUGUGUUUUUCUCUGCUGCUGCCCUGGUUCAAGUGCACUGAUCUGAUCGAUGUUGACUGUUCUUUUCAUAUUUUCUUUAGUUCAACUUGUGCUCCAAUCCAGUUAUUAAACCCUGCUCGCAGCAUAUUUGACAGCUGGUACUGCAGUUAUACUGAAAAUGUUAAUUAAAUGUUUGUACAGUAAUGUGUUUUUUGUUGGCCUGCAAAUACAAUAUUGAUGAGG
Molecule: messenger RNA, 1974 nt
Organism: Myripristis murdjan (pinecone soldierfish)
Lineage: Eukaryota; Metazoa; Chordata; Actinopteri; Holocentriformes; Holocentridae
Gene: mtfr2
Product: mitochondrial fission regulator 2
Exons: 8
Coding region: 258-1301 (347 amino acids)
Biological process (GO): aerobic respiration; mitochondrial fission
Cellular component (GO): mitochondrion
Source: RefSeq, a predicted model, not a curated record